AAGAGGAAGCAACGAUACUAUUAGCAGCGAUCGAGCUACAAAGUGCGAAGCUCAAUAUAAAAUCGCCAACAACAAGAAGAAAAAAAAAUAUUAAAUUAAAAGAAAGAGAGAGAGAAAGAGAGAAAGAGAAAGAGAGAGAGAGAGAGAGGCAAAGACGAAGCUUGGAAGAUUGAAACCCAGUUAGUGAGGUUCGAGAUUUGUAUGUAAUUCCUGAACUUUGCGAAGUUUUCCCCAACUCACUGAUCUCUACCCCUCUACUUCAAAUUCCGAAAUUUGAAGUUCGAAGCUUUGGAAUUUGGUGAAACAAUGAGGGUUUAAAUUGGUGCAGUGAUGUAAUGUUCGCUUCGUGCUGUUCGACACAACAACCAUGGUGUUUCGGACCCGGGUUUGGUGAUUCAAACUUAGGGUUUUGAUUUGCCAUUCAAUUCAAUGAGUUAGUGGGUUCCGUUGCGGUUUGAUCUCUAGGGUUUUGUCGUCGGGAAGAUGAGAUUUGUCUUUGCAUUUUGUGGUCUGUUUGUUGGUGAAUUUGGGCUUUUUUAGGCACAAGGGUAACCGGAUUUCGCUUCAGAAUUGCAGGUUUCUCUCUGGGUUACUGUUAUUAGUAUGAUUCAAGCAUCUGUUUGUUCAGAUAUGCGCUGCUUGUAGCUAAUUGAUUUGUAUUCACUGAUAUGGGGGAGGGGGAAUUUGGUGUUCUUUGGAAACAAAAACAACUGCAAUUUGGCUCAAAUUGAGGUUGCAGGUGGGUGGGUUAUUUUCUGAUUUGUUGGGUGUUGUAUGAAUCUGUCUUGUGAGAAAUGCAACCCCAGCAGAGCUCGAGAAUUGAUUUGGGUGAAUUAAGAGUUCAAAUUAUAAAGAGGAUUGGAGCCGAUAAGUCGAAGCGGUACUUUAAUUACUUGAACAGGUUUCUGAGCCAGAAGCUGAGCAAGACUGAAUUUGAUAAGUUGUGUCUUCGAGUACUUGGGAGGGAGAAUCUUCCACUACACAACCAUUUUAUAAAGUCAAUUUUGAAGAAUGCCUGCCAAGCCAAGACCCCACCACCAAUCCAGUCAUCAGGUACCCCAAAGUCCAGAGCACAUGCUACAGACAUAUCUCCUGGUAGAGAAGAUGGGCACGAACAGAGUCCUUCCAGCUUCCAAAAUCAAAAUCAAAAUGCACACAUUUGGUCAAAUGGGGCUUUGCCAGUAUCCCCACGUAAGGUUAGGUCUGGAAUACGCGAUCGGAAGCUGAGAGAUAGACCAAGCCCCCUUGGACCAAAUGGGAAGGUCAAUUCUGUUUCUCACCAAUUCAUGGGGACAGAAGACAGUGGUAGUAAAGUUGAUAUGGAGAAUGGAGUUCUUACUCCAUGUGAUUAUCAGAGACCAAUACAGCAUCUUGAAGCCGUUGCUGAGCUACCUGAGAAUGAAAGGGCGGACUCUGUUCAGCGACCUGUAGAAAAACCAAGAAUACAUGGCAAAGGGCUGGCUGAAAUGUCAAUUGUUAAAGAUGGGGAAGAGGUGGAUCAGUUAAACCGCCUGAGUUUCUCCAGAAGUCCCUUGAUUGCACCACUUGGUAUUCCUUACUGCUCAGCAAGUGUAGGUGGGGCCCGCAAAGCAUUGCCAGUGGGUAGCACUGGUGAUUUUGAUAGUUGCUGUGGCAGUGGUAGCUUGUCCGAUAUAGAGACUCUGCGAAGGCGCAUGGAGCAGAUUGCCACAGUACAGGGUCUUGGAGAUGUUUCUAUGGAAUGUGCCAAUAUCUUGAAUAAUACGUUGGAUGUGUACUUGAAACGGUUGAUCAGGUCUUGUGUUGAAUUAGUUGGAGCUAGGUCUACAAAUGACCCGAGGCGGCCCCCUGUCCCCAAACAGCAGAUUCAGGGUAAGUUAAUCAAUGGCAUGUGGCCAAGUAAUCAUUUACACAUGCAGAGUGCUGGUGGGCUGGCAGAACCUGUGCCUGAACACAGAUCACCACACUCAGUUUCUUUGCAUGAUUUUAAAGUUGCCAUGGAGCUAAAUCCUCAGCAACUUGGAGACGAUUGGCCACUGCUGUUGGAGAAAAUAUCUAUGCAAUCGUUUGAGGAAUAACACAUUUAUGAAGAUUUGUCUUAUGUAAAAGCUCUUCCGGUUCUGAUGGAUCAGCAAUGGUUGGUGAUCAUCAGACACUCAGUUCUGUUCUUUGUGCCAGUAUGAACCAGAUGGCUCCAAAUGGAUGCUUCCUUCCCUUUCAGGAUGAAAUACUGGUUGAGCUUCAGUUUUUCGUAUCUCUGGACUCUCUGCUAUUUUGUAGGGCUUGGAUGGAUCGGAAAUUUAUUUACCUGCAACCAAGGGUACUAUCAAAUCAAACCCAGGAUUGGUUGCACUGUUGUAUGUUCUUAGCAUUGAUGUUGGCUGUAUUUGCCAUUUCUAGAGAUCUCAAGGCUUUUGUUUGCUUUACGGCCAAUGAAAAGACAACUAAGAAAGUUUUGCAGGGAUACUGUUGUGUAGCUGGGAUCAAGGAACUAUGACAUGUAUAAGAGCUACAGGGUCGCUCUGUAUGUAUUUUUAGAAUCUGAGGAUUGAUUGAAAUUCAAUAUCAAUAACACAUUAACAUCUAUUGAAAUUUCCCAGAUGAUUUCAGUUUAAUGGUUGAAUUCCCUGAUUCCAAAUUUCACCAAUACCCAAAGUAGUGUUUUUGUAUUCUAGUCCUUUUGUGUAGAUUUGUAACUUACACUGCUCUUUUAGUGCAACUUAAUUUGGUGACUGUAAUUGUUAUUUCUAAUA
This is a messenger RNA of Gastrolobium bilobum, 2732 nucleotides long. RefSeq lists its product as uncharacterized. The transcript has 2 exons. The record is from RefSeq and is a predicted model, not a curated record. Gene Ontology annotation, biological process: regulation of transcription by RNA polymerase II. Gene Ontology annotation, molecular function: transcription coactivator activity. Gene Ontology annotation, cellular component: SAGA complex. Bases 795 to 2057 code for a protein of 420 amino acids. Lineage: Eukaryota; Viridiplantae; Streptophyta; Magnoliopsida; Fabales; Fabaceae.